Molecule: messenger RNA, 327 nt
Organism: Encephalitozoon cuniculi GB-M1
Lineage: Eukaryota; Fungi; Microsporidia; Unikaryonidae
Product: Taf10p-like protein
Exons: 1
Coding region: 1-327 (108 amino acids)
Biological process (GO): transcription initiation at RNA polymerase II promoter
Cellular component (GO): nucleus; transcription factor TFIID complex; SAGA complex
Molecular function (GO): promoter-specific chromatin binding; RNA polymerase II general transcription initiation factor activity
Source: RefSeq, marked provisional
AUGAAGGAGGAAGAGUUCAACGAGCUCAAGCAGAAUCUCGACAGCUACACCCCGCUACUCCCAGAGUCGGUGACAGACUACUUCAUGGAAAAAGCCGGCGUGGUUACUUCCGACCAGAGUGUGAAGAAGCUCGUUUCCCUCCUGGCUCAUAAGUUUGUGACAGACAUCGCUGUUUCCUCUUUCCAAUAUCACAGGAUAAACCAGAAGGCUGCACAGAAGGACAAGCGAUUUGCAAAGGAAAAAAAGCCCACCUUCCAGCUGGUGGAUCUUGAAAAGGCCCUUGAGGAGGUGGGAAUAAGCAUAUCAAGACCUCAUUAUUACAUGUAA